Molecule: messenger RNA, 780 nt
Organism: Cannabis sativa
Lineage: Eukaryota; Viridiplantae; Streptophyta; Magnoliopsida; Rosales; Cannabaceae
Exons: 4
Coding region: 1-780 (259 amino acids)
Molecular function (GO): RNA-DNA hybrid ribonuclease activity; nucleic acid binding
Source: RefSeq, a predicted model, not a curated record
AUGGUGAUUGGGGAGAGGUCUUGGGAUGUUGAACUUCUAAAUGACAUGUUUGAAGAGAGGGACAUUAAUUUAAUUAGAAGCAUUCAACUUAGUCAAACUCGGGAUAUUGAUGGUUGGUGUUGGAACAUGGAGCCUUCGGGGUUCUAUUCGGUCAAAAGCGCCUAUAAAGUUCUUCAAGCUUCAAAAGGAAAUUGGCUAUUUUUGCAAGAUGAUACUUGCUGGAAGAAUUUAUCGAAGUUACCUAUUCCACCCAAAGUUCAUCAUUUCUUGUGGAAAGCUUGUUCAGGAUGUCUUCCAACGAAGGUACAACUUCAAUCCAAGCAUGUUAAUGUUGAUCUCUUGUGCCCUUUUUGCAAUAUGCAUGUUGAGACAAUAUUUCAUGUACUUUUGGACUGCUCUGUCAAACUACCACCGGCUGCUGGUGUGGAGAUUGAUUUUGGCAGCUGGGUUUGUGCUCUAUUCGAUGGCUGCCGUGAGGAAGUGGUGACAUUUCAAGCAGUAGUUGUUGGCGUAAACCAGAUGCUUUUACGGUCAAGGUGGGGUUGUGUAACUCCUGAAAUUGCAGAAGUCAUUGGCAUCAAGGAGGCUUUGAGUUGGAUAAAGCGUAAAGGUUGGGAGAAAGUGGUUGUCGAGUCAGAUGCUUUGGUUGUGGUUCAAGCAAUUAAUAGUUCAAUCCAAAUGCCAUCCCAAUUUGGUUUAUUGGUUGAGGACUGUUGUACGUAUAAUGAGCUUAAUGCUCCGUCUUUCUUGUGUGACAUUGUUAAGGCUGAGGCCUAUUAA